Marasmius oreades (fairy-ring Marasmius) is the source of this 3848-nucleotide messenger RNA. RefSeq lists its product as uncharacterized. Gene Ontology annotation, biological process: protein deubiquitination. The transcript has 13 exons. The coding region runs from base 58 to 3831 and encodes 1257 amino acids. Gene Ontology annotation, molecular function: cysteine-type deubiquitinase activity. NCBI's taxonomy places the organism in Eukaryota, Fungi, Basidiomycota, Agaricomycetes, Agaricales, Marasmiaceae. The record is from RefSeq and is a predicted model, not a curated record.
UGCUUCCGACCACUUAUGAACUCCUGCUGAUUUUUGCCCUCUCAGGAUAUUUUAUUGAUGCCAGGCAUCUUACCAACUUCUCCCAAUGCGCCUACAUUUGGUCACGAUUCCUCUUUACCGAACGGUUCACAGAAGUAUCGGGAAGAUAUAGUUCGCGAAAUCAAGGACAAUGCAAGAGAAAUCGUCCGAACGCAGUCCCACGGGGCAUCCACCACCGGUUUGCUCAGUCAGGUCAAGACGCAGUUUCAGUUGGGAAGGGACUCUGACCGGAAUGGUGAUUUGAAAGAAGCUUUGAGUGCCUAUGCGAAAGCUGCCAGUCUCGUUACACUUAUGAUUGAGAAAGUAGAUCCUAAGAAAGGGGCGAAGGAUGUAGUAGUACGGAAGGGAAUCAUGGACUUUAUGGAUAAUUACGGAACUGAGUUGAAAAGGCGGACACUAGCUGUUGAAGAGAAAUUAAGAACAAUCGAGAAAGAGGAAAGAGAGAGAAAAAAUGUCAAUGGUGUUGAGACAAAUGGGCUUCCUGACAGCACCAGCUCUGGAGGACUACCUAGUAUUGCAGAUCGAAUGCAAUCUUUGCGAAACAGUGGCCUUUCGAUAACAACUUCCAAACGAUUGUCCAAUCACGGCCAAAGCAGCGCACCCACGAGUCCACAUCCACCCCCUUCUCCAAUUCCCGGGUCGGCUCGUUCAAUCCAGUCCACCACUCCUUUGUCGCCCACAUCCCUCGCAUCGGCACCGUCUAUAUCCUCGUUGGCGUCCGCAUUGAACGGCCCGUUGCCAUCAACGUCAACGACUUCACCUCAUUCUUUUGUUCCUACAUCGGCGUUCGGACCUCCAUCACCCUCUUCUUCACCUUCCUCCUCACCCAAGAUAUCCAGCAAUAGUUACAUAUCCGAGUUCACCUCUCAUUUCCCUUCCAUCGACGAAAUUGAAGAAAACGGCAACUUCGCGCUUUCCUCGGUGCCAACCGGAAGAAGUACCGGCUCCACUAAAUCCACCUCGUCAAGAUCUUCUAAGCAAGGGAUAGAUGUCCCCCCUGUAUCUCCGACACCUCACGCCGCCUUACGCAACUUCAUGGUUCCAAUGGAGAGACCAUCAAGCACACCUUUAACUCCAACCGCCAAUAACUUUGCCAGUCGGCCUGCUUCUCCCUCUAAUGCGCAACCCAAACAUAUUAUACCAAUCAAGCCCUCCAAUCUUUCCACGUCGUCCACUUCCGCGUCUGCUGCCGCUGCAAAUGGUAACGGAAACUAUUAUCCUAUAUCACAAAGUCCGUCUUUCUCGAACGGAUUAUUGGCGAAUAAGUCAGACAUACCGAAGAAGAACAUAGCAACACCAAAGGAACUGAGAGAAUAUAUGAAAGAUUACAAGAUUCUUCUGUUGGAUGUCAGGGAUAGGGCGCAAUUUGACAAAGAGCAUAUUAAAGCGAGUGGCGCCGCUGCAGUGGUCUGUAUCGAACCAGCGAUGCUUAAGAAAGAUGGUGUUACUGGCGACACAUUAGAAUCUGCAAUGUUAAGUACAGAAGCGGCCACAUUCAAGAAUCGGGAGAUGUGGGAUCUGGUAGUAGUUUAUGACCAGAAUUCGGCCGAUGUUGGGGAGAAAGAGUCAAUGUUGAAUAUUUUGAUGGGAGCGAUCUACACUAACGCGUUCAAAAAAUUCCUGAAACGUCCACCUAUGGUGCUGGAGGGAGGUUUAGAUGGAUGGAAAGUGGAGAUGGGACAACAGGAGGUAGAGGGAAGCUCGGAGCUUGGGAUUGCGCUUCUGUCGUCAGGUUCAGCCAGCGCCAGCGCAAGUGCAAGUGCCAGCACAAAUGCAGGAGUCAACGUUGCAGCGGCAUAUCACACCCCACCACCACCACUACCGUCUCCUUCCAUUCAAUCACCAUCAUUAUCCCGAACGGCUUCAAAAAACCCCUUUGCAACCGGUGGGCCACUGGCUUCUUCAAGACCGAGACGCGUGUCGGUUUCGAAUACUUCUAAUAAUUCCCCUCCAGGACAGCCACCUUUCGAAUUCUGGCAACCGUCCGCUGCCAGUAGUUCUGCAACGCAAAUAUUACCUGGACGAGGCAGAGCAGACACAAACCCACCCAUUCCCGGUUCGAGUCGGGGUGAUCACAAGAGUAAUUACUCACUCGAUCAGAGGUCUAUGCAUUCCAGAUCACCUGCUGACGCAGGAUUACCUAGUCGAUUCGCGGCGCCUGACAGCGCAUCUAGUGCUUUGUCGCGACGGCCAGCCUUGUCCAGAACUGCCAUGUCAUCUUCAGGACCGCUUUCUUCACAAGCAAUCAAUGAGAAUGUAAUCUCGCAGCCCAGUUCACCGCAAAUUAAUGGAGCCUCCCCAAUUACGUAUCCUUCCUUCUCCCGUUCAUCAGGUCAUUCAGCGGCGGCCUCCACUUCUUCCUUCACUCCAGCGCACUUCGAUAUUGCAUCUCCACCGCAAGCCUCCAUCAACCCUUCGCUAUCCAGGCGACGAAGCGACUACAUUGAUCAAUCCCAGGAAGCCGUGUCUGGAUUGCAUAGACCGCCAAUAGAAUACCCAGAGCUACCAUCUCAACACACCAUCCGACCACCACCAGCUGUUGCCUCCCCUGCACUGGAGAGGCAAGAAAACCGGCCUUGGAUAAGCCAAAGCUAUACAUCUCCACCCUUACCUUCUCCUGCUCCAGCGUCAGGAAAAUUGGCCGCACCGACGCCACCGAGGAUCAAUUCAGAUUGGCCUGUCAGGUAUUGGUCGGAUGUCUCAAUUGGGAUGUCUGGGUUGAAGAAUUUAGGGAAUACAUGUUAUAUGAACGCCCCGAUCCAGUGUCUCAGUGCGUCGCCACCGUUUGCAAGGUUUUUCACUGAGGGCAGAUGGAAAAACGCCGUGAACCACGUGAAUUCUUUGGGAACGAAGGGUCGUCUUACAUCUGCAUUUGCUCAGAUUGUUCAUUCAAUGUGGGGAAGCGAGCUGCCUUAUCAAACACCGACCGAGUUUAGAAAAACGAUAUGCUCGCUAAAUAGUCAAUAUAUCGGCUCGGACCAACACGACUCUCAAGAGUUCCUCUCCUUCCUAUUGGAUGGGAUCCACGAAGACCUGAAUAGAAUAUUACAGCGGCCUACGUGGAAUCGGACUCCAGAGGAAGAGGCAGAACUGGAACGAUUACCUCCUCAGACUGCUAGUGAACAAGAGUGGAGAGCGUGGAAGGCGAGGAACGAUAGCAUCAUCGUUGAUUACUUCCAGGGUCAGUUUAGGAAUCAAAUGAAAUGUCUGACCUGCCAUAAGACUUCGACAACCUAUAAUACGUUUUCAAUCUUGUCAGUUCCGAUACCACAUGGUAGAAGCGGGAAAGUUGCUCUGCAACGAUGUCUGGAUGCGUUUUUCAACACGGAGGUGAUGGAGAAGGACGACGCCUGGGAUUGUCCUCGGUGCAAAACAAAGCAGCGGGCGUCUAAACAGCUAUCACUCGCAAGAUUGCCACCUAUUCUUGUCAUUCAUCUCAAGCGUUUUGAAGCUAAUGGCCGAUUCUCGGACAAGAUAGACACUUUUGUGGAUUUUCCUAUCAAAUCUUUAGACCUCACUUCAUAUAUGCCUCCUCCGUUACCUGUAGGUGUGGAUCGUGAACAGUCGCAUGGUUCACCGGAUGAUCCUAGGACUCAGCUUCCUCCGUACAAAUAUGAUUUGUAUGGAGUCACUAAUCAUGUUGGAAACCUAAGCAGUGGCCAUUACACUGCGUUCGUCGGUUCACGAGGAGGAUGGGUGUAUUGUGACGACAGCGUAAUCAAACCGGUAGAUUCCAAGCAAGUCGUCAGCCAGAAAGCAUAUGUCCUAUUUUACAAGCGAACGAAAGCAUGAUCUAAACUAUUCUGAGA